AUAUGGCCCGAAUGAACCGCCCAGCUCCUGUGGAAAUCACCUACAAGAACAUGAGAUUCCUUAUCACACACAAUCCAACCAAUGCAACCUUAAACAAAUUUAUCGAGGAACUUAAGAAGUAUGGAGUUACCACAGUGGUGAGAGUAUGUGAAGCCACUUAUGACACAGCUCCAGUGGAAAAAGAAGGCAUUCAAGUUUUGGAUUGGCCUUUUGAUGAUGGUGCUCCACCAUCCAACCAGAUUGUUGAUGAUUGGCUAAACCUUCUGAAAGUGAAAUUCCGUGAAGAACCUGGUUGUUGUAUUGCUGUGCACUGCGUGGCUGGUCUUGGGAGAGCUCCAGUGUUAGUUGCUCUUGCAUUGAUUGAGUGUGGAAUGAAAUACGAAGAUGCAGUGCAGUUUAUAAGACAGAAGAGACGUGGAGCCUUUAACAGCAAGCAACUUCUGUAUUUGGAGAAAUAUCGUCCCAAAAUGCGUCUGCGUUUUAAAGACUCUAAUGGUCACCGAAACAACUGUUGUAUUCAGUAAAGCCAGGCUGCCUGUACUGCUACUUUGGAGAUAAAGGAUGGAGACUAGAAUUGGGCAGAUUACAUGCAGAAAGAUGUCUGGUAGCUUAAGGAGGCUUCCUUAGGAGUACUAAUAGACCAAAUGCUUGGCAAAAAUGCAGCUUAUGUUUAGGUUAAUAUCCAUUUGUUGGAGAACAUGUAAACAUUUUUGUUGUACCCAAAAAGUCUACUUGUUCAUUACUUAUCAGUUGAACUGUCCUUGAAUCAUGCAACUGAGUCUUACUUGUGUAUUUCCCAAUACUAAAAUCUGUCACUAUGACAUAGAUUAGGUGCCAAAAUGCCCAGAACAACAUACAGAUUUGUUUCUUUAAACUGUAGUGUAGUCCUUGUGAUUCAAGAACUACCACCUGUCCAGACCUUACUUCAUCCUUUUUCCUGCAAUCAUUUCAAUAUUGAGAAUAGGGCCUCUAUGGUAAUCUGCCUGCUCACUGUAUGUUUGUCUCCCACAAUCGCACUAGACUAUCAGGAUUUGCACAAUCUUUGAUUUUACUAAGACUUACAGUGAUUUUCAGUGUCUGUAUAACUUUCUGUUAUCUAAACCUCUGCAUUUUACAAAUAUCAUUAAUCUUCUGGUUUCUCAUGUAGAGAAUAAUCCUUUACAUUGUACAGAAGCACACAAGUCUUUAAUGUCUCCAGACAAAAAGCCUUACAGUUAAAUUAAUGUUGGCACUUGAUGUGCAACUUAGCAGAGGGCCUGAAAAGGUUGGGAGGGGCUAUUUAAUAUUUCUAGUAAAAUGUUGCCUUUGUCUUGUGCAGGAAGUAUAGAAUAUGCCCUUUACUUUAGUAAAUAUUUUUUUAAAAUGUAGAAAUGCUUUGUUAUUGUUGCUAAAACAAUUCUUAAUCAUAAAAUUUCUGAAGAUCUUGUAAUUUCUUUGACUGUACCUAUUGAAAGUUGUUUACCAACUAUUGCUUUGUUGAAAGUGUGAUUUAUUUUUGGUUUUUCCUUGAGUUUCUGCAAUGAACUGGGCAGAUCUCUGUAAUAUUUUGUAUGCCUUUUGAGCUGCGUAACUUAAUAUUUGGAUACUUGAUAAUUUUGUUUUAUUAUGUAAUUGAUAAAAUGGUGAUGUGUAUUAAUGUUAGUUCAACCAUAUAUUUAUACUGUCUUGGGAAUGUGUGGUUAUAGUUCUGUGGGAGAAAUAAUUUUGCCAGUGUUCACCAGCUUGUAAAAUCUAGUGCGAGAGCUUAAACAUUUAAAUAAAGACUGAAAUGCA
Alligator mississippiensis (American alligator) is the source of this 1773-nucleotide messenger RNA. It is a transcript of the gene PTP4A1, whose product is annotated as protein tyrosine phosphatase 4A1. NCBI's taxonomy places the organism in Eukaryota, Metazoa, Chordata, Crocodylia, Alligatoridae. Gene Ontology annotation, biological process: protein dephosphorylation. Gene Ontology annotation, molecular function: protein tyrosine phosphatase activity. Gene Ontology annotation, cellular component: nucleus. The record is from RefSeq and is a predicted model, not a curated record. The coding region runs from base 3 to 524 and encodes 173 amino acids. The transcript is spliced from 5 exons.